CUAACUCGAUCCUGUUGCCAAGUUUCUUAGCUCUCGCUUUGGCAGAUUAAACAGCACGUCGUAUAAUUGGGCUUCUUCUGCUCUGAAAUACAGCAAAGGACUUCCAACCACUCUCGCAGCUGUACGCACCCUUUUAAUUAAACCAAAAUUCCAAGCAAGCCGCCAUGCCCAUUCCCCUUUUACGCCCACUUACCGGCGCCGUUCGUCAACAAGCUCGACGAGGCUACACAUCUGUUUUAGAGAAGCCAUCGCAGAAGCCAACUCAAGAGCUUCCAUUGAGGCUACAAGCUAUCCGGCUUUACAAGGAGCUGCAUCGACUUGGACGUGAUUACCCUGAUCCUGAGUAUGACUUCAACAAGCGUCUACGAAGGGCCUUUGAGAAAAAUGCAAAGGUCACUGAUCCCGAAGCCAUGAAGAAGCAACUUGAAUUGGGAGAACAUAUCAAGAAAGAGGUCCUUGCCCUUAUUUCACUCAAGAAAUUCCGUCAUCUCAGGCGAGCUUAUCAUCCAAACGAAGGUCCUCGUUAGAUCGGAGCUCCAGAUUAACCACUGAUCUAGAUGACUGGCUACACGCCUCACUACAUUGUUGCACAAUACAGGCGACAACUCAUGUUUCUCCUCUUCCACUGCUAUCCAAUUAAUCCUAAUGACCGCGAUUUCGCCCAGAGUCCCAGCUGAUAGCCUUCUCCAUAUUUACUUCUCUGUUGGUAAGAGCUGAGCUCUUGCUGACUGACCAGGCCCCGAUUAUUGUAGCCACGCAAGCUUUGUUCGCUUUCUAUAAACCGGAAAU
This is a messenger RNA of Cryptococcus deneoformans JEC21, 789 nucleotides long. RefSeq lists its product as hypothetical. The coding region runs from base 165 to 527 and encodes 120 amino acids. The record is from RefSeq and is a predicted model, not a curated record. Lineage: Eukaryota; Fungi; Basidiomycota; Tremellomycetes; Tremellales; Cryptococcaceae. The transcript has 5 exons. Gene Ontology annotation, cellular component: mitochondrion. Gene Ontology annotation, biological process: respiratory electron transport chain.